GCGCCAGGGGCGGCGGGGAUACCGGGCUGCGGCGCCGCCUGCUCCCGCCUGCAGUCGCCAGCGCCAUGGGCUCCUGAGAAGGCCUAGGUUCAGUUCCCAGCACCCCCACGGUGGCCUACAACCAUCUGUAACUCUACUUCCAGGGGAUCCGACACCAUCUUGUGGCCUCCAAGGAUGCCAGGCCAGCCCAUCAUUCAUUCCAAGGCAUUCUCUCAGGGAGCGUGCUGCUGCUGGGAACCAUGACAGUGAGGGGGGCUGCGCUGGCCCCCGACCCAGCAGCACCCACCACCGCAGCAGCCUCACCUAGCGUCUCUGCCACCCCCGAGGGCAGUCCCACAGCCAUGGAGCAGCCUAUGUUCCUGAUGACCCCCGCCGCCCAGGCCAUCUCCGGCUUCUUUGUGUGGACAGCUCUCCUCAUCACCUGCCACCAGAUCUACAUGCACCUGCGCUGCUACAGCCGCCCCAACGAGCAGCGCCACAUUGUACGAAUCCUCUUCAUCGUGCCCAUCUAUGCCUUCGACUCCUGGCUCAGCCUUCUCUUCUUCACCAACGACCAGUACUAUGUGUACUUCAGCACCAUCCGUGACUGCUAUGAGGCCUUUGUCAUCUACAACUUCCUGAGCCUGUGCUAUGAGUACCUUGGGGGAGAGAGCGCCAUCAUGUCUGAGAUCAGAGGAAAGGCCAUCGAGUCGAGCUGUAUGUACGGCACAUGCUGCCUCUGGGGAAAGACCUACUCCAUCGGGUUCCUGCGGUUCUGCAAACAGGCCACCCUACAGUUCUGUGUGGUGAAGCCACUCAUGGCCGUCAGCACCGUUAUUCUCCAGGCCUUCGGCAAGUACCGGGACGGGGACUUUGAUGUCACCAGUGGGUACCUCUAUGUGACCAUCAUCUACAACAUCUCAGUCAGCCUGGCCCUCUACGCCCUCUUCCUCUUCUACUUCGCCACGCGGGAGCUGCUCAGCCCCUACAGCCCUGUCCUCAAGUUCUUCAUGGUCAAGUCCGUCAUUUUUCUCUCCUUCUGGCAAGGCAUGCUUCUGGCCAUCUUAGAGAAGUGUGGGGCCAUCCCCAAGAUCAACUCAGCCCGCGUGUCAGUGGGUGAGGGCACUGUGGCUGCUGGCUACCAGGACUUCAUCAUCUGUGUUGAGAUGUUCUUCGCAGCCUUGGCCCUGCGGCAUGCCUUCACCUACAAGGUCUACGCUGACAAGAGCCUGGACACUCAAGUGCUGACGUACGGCCCAUACGGCCGCUGUGCCCCCAUGAAGAGCAUCUCCAGCAGCCUCAAAGAGACCAUGAGCCCGCACGACAUUGUGCAGGACGCCAUCCACAACUUCUCCCCCGCCUACCAGCAGUACACGCAGCAGUCCACGCUGGAGCCCGGGCCCACCCGGCGCGGCGGCACCCACAGCCUCUCCCGGUCCCACAGCCUCAGCGGUGCCCGGGACAACGAGAAGACUCUGUUGCUCAGCUCCGACGAUGAGUUCUAGGUGUGGGCAUGGGUGGGAGAGGAGCGGUGCCUCCCGCAGCCCCCAGCCAGGCUGGGGAGCAGCCAGCGCAGCCCUGAUGUUGCCCUUUUAUUUAUUGGACCAGAAACACUUGCAUAUCACUUCCAGAGGGACAGGCCUCAGGAAUAUGUCUACACGGCCAACCCUGCACUGCUCGGGCCAAGAGCAGAGGACAGUGGCCGUA
This is a messenger RNA of Psammomys obesus (fat sand rat), 1686 nucleotides long. It is a transcript of the gene Tmem184b, whose product is annotated as transmembrane protein 184B. Gene Ontology annotation, biological process: transport. Gene Ontology annotation, molecular function: transporter activity. The transcript is spliced from 11 exons. The record is from RefSeq and is a predicted model, not a curated record. The coding region runs from base 240 to 1484 and encodes 414 amino acids. Lineage: Eukaryota; Metazoa; Chordata; Mammalia; Rodentia; Muridae.